AUGAUUGUAGAGCCACCCAUUGACAAUGAAGACCAAGUGGAUUUACUUGUGGCUCAGUACCUUCAACUUCUUGAACCGCAACGCCUCUCUAUACCAGCAGAUAAUGUCCUCAAAAGACCAGUGGUUCAGCAGCUGAUCUACCAGAGAAUGUUCGAUGAAGCACACGUUUGGCCUAUCCCUCCACCAAGCUAUCGUAUCCGGGUUCUCAAAAUUCUCAUAUCUAAAUUGGAAGAGUCAAUUUCUAACCCUGACGAGGAUGAGGUCUCGGAUGAUCUCAUGAGGAGCUAUAGCGAUCUCAUCGGUUGCCCACGACUGGCCCCCUUCGAGGAAGCCCGGACAUUGUCAUACAUCCGUUAUACAGCCCCCAGAGGUCACGCUUCACAGGGAAAUCAUAAAGGCCAAUUCGUGAUAACGUCAGAAAACCGUAACCUUAUACUUGCCUCGGGAACCACCGGAUUCCGCACAUGGGAGGCGGCUUUACACCUUGGUACCUACCUUACAACCCCGGAAGGCAGGUCACUAAUUGAGGGGAAGAAUGUCGUUGAGCUCGGAAGUGGCACGGGAUUUCUUUCCAUGUAUUGCCUAAAAUGUCUUGGUGCCCGGAGCGUGACGGCUACGGACAGAGACCCUGCAUUAAUAUCUACUAUCAAGGACUGUGCAAUGCAGAGCGACCCUUCAUGCAAUAGAAUCAGUGCUGAUAUAUGGGAAUGGGGAACCCCAUUUCAACCUAACCGGAUCUCCUCAUCUGGAGAACCGCACCAAUCAUUUGAUGUUGCACUUGGAGCCGAUCUGGUAUGCAUACAACAUUCCCAAGUCAAUUUUCAAACAUCGUCGCUGGUGGCUGAUGAAGCUUGCGACGCAUUCACGCUGUGACUUAUAUAUAAAUGUGCAGAUAUAUGACCGGGACCUUGUACC
Molecule: messenger RNA, 915 nt
Organism: Blastomyces gilchristii SLH14081
Lineage: Eukaryota; Fungi; Ascomycota; Eurotiomycetes; Onygenales; Ajellomycetaceae
Exons: 2
Coding region: 1-873 (290 amino acids)
Source: RefSeq, a predicted model, not a curated record